Loxodonta africana (African savanna elephant) is the source of this 2362-nucleotide messenger RNA. It is a transcript of the gene EFHD2, whose product is annotated as EF-hand domain family member D2. Bases 16 to 735 code for a protein of 239 amino acids. Gene Ontology annotation, molecular function: calcium ion binding. The transcript is spliced from 4 exons. The record is from RefSeq and is a predicted model, not a curated record. NCBI's taxonomy places the organism in Eukaryota, Metazoa, Chordata, Mammalia, Proboscidea, Elephantidae.
GCCGCGCGGGCCACCAUGGCCACGGACGAGCUGGCCACAAAGCUGAACCGGCGGCUGCAGCUGGAGGACGAGGGCGGCAGCGAGGCAGCGGAGCAGCCCGGCCUGAACGGGGCAGCAGCGGCAGCGGGGGCGCCCGACGAGGCGGCCGAGGCGCUGGGCAGCGCGGACUGCGAGCUGAGCGCCAAGCUGCUGCGGCGCGCCGACCUCAACCAGGGCAUCGGCGAGCCCCAGUCUCCCAGCCGCCGUGUCUUCAACCCCUACACCGAGUUCAAGGAGUUCUCCAGGAAGCAGAUCAAGGACAUGGAGAAGAUGUUCAAGCAGUAUGAUGCCGGCCGGGAUGGUUUCAUCGACUUGAUGGAGCUAAAGCUCAUGAUGGAGAAACUCGAGGCCCCCCAGACCCACCUGGGCUUGAAAAACAUGAUCAAGGAGGUAGAUGAGGACUUUGACGGGAAGCUCAGCUUCCGAGAGUUCCUCCUGAUUUUCCGCAAGGCAGCAGCGGGAGAGCUACAAGAGGACAGUGGGCUCCACGUGCUGGCCCGCCUCUCUGAGAUCGACGUCUCCACCGAGGGCGUCAAGGGGGCUAAGAGCUUCUUCGAGGCCAAGGUCCAGGCCAUCAAUGUAUCCAGCCGCUUUGAAGAGGAGAUCAAGGCAGAGCAGGAGGAGAGGAAGAAGCAGGCUGAGGAGAUGAAACAGCGGAAAGCAGCCUUCAAGGAGCUGCAGUCCACCUUCAAGUAGCCAGGGGCUGGGUCUGACCACCCAGCAAUGGCCCAGCACCCAGCCCAACAGGCGAGGGCAGGUGUGGGUGGGCAGAUCAGGGGCCGGGACUGCUGCUCAGCCGUCUCUGAAGGGACCACUACUAAAAACCUAAUAUCUGUGAAUGGAGCAAGUGAGGGAUCCCUCGUGGGCCUGGCCUCUGCCUGCUCCCUCCCGCUGUUCUUGGGCCGUGACACCAGCUCAGCUCCCUGCCUGGCCCUGUCCUCCCUGGCAGUUCCUGCGUCUCUAGCAUCUAUAUCGAGCCCCGAGUACCCUGCUGCCUGCUCCAGCGUUGCUCUCUUGGGGCCCAGCUCCUGGCUCGAGGGCACUUGCUCCCUGCCCAUGUGCCUCCCUUCUCAUUGUCCUUUCCACCCCCGUCUCUCUCCCUUGUCACCUCUUGCCACUUCCAGGCUCUGGGCCUGUGAAGGCUGCCUGCCCCUAACCAUCAGAUUUCCUGCCUCCUAGGGCCCUGGAGAGUUCCUUCCGGGACCUCAGAAGGGGAAAGGCCUGGGGGCAUCAGAAUUGGAAAGAAUCAUGGCCGCUGGGCAGAUUGAAAUCCAAGGGGCUUUUCUUUCAGCUCUGCCUCCUUUCUACCUGGAUGUGUGUGUUGUGGGGGAAGAUUUCUACCUUGGUGAAGAGACCCAGGCCCCUGGCACCCCAUGCUGACAUCCAGAGCCCAGAUCUCAGGACCCAGCAGGGCAGGGUGAGGGGACAGCUGUGCCAAUCUACCUCACAGGCCCACCCUCUGCCAGGCAUGCCACAGGGCCAUGGGCAGGGGAGGCUCAAGGGGGCAGCAGCACCACUCCCCAGUCCCCUCCAAAACAGCCUAAGGGUGCUGGGGCUCCUGAGAGAGUAGGGUCGGAGGAGGAAUCAGCCCCUUGAUAGGGAAGGCAACCACCGCUCCGUCUUGGUUCUCCGGGAAGCGUCCAGAAAGUGCUUUAUGUGUCUUGCAUGCACCAGGUGGUGGGGAGCAGAGCGGCCUCGCUCAAGUGGCAUCUACCUUGCCACCAGCAAUGUGACCUCUCCCGCUGUGCCCACCAUGAGGAAGCCUAGGGACCCCAGCCCUCCUUGUGCCCAUCGCCUGGCAGGCCAUGGCCAAGCUUGCACCGCAGGCUCAUUCUACUGCAGUUCCCAAUGUGCUUGCUCACGUGCGUGUAUGUGUGUGUGUGUGUGUGUGUGUGUGUGUCGUCGCUGUGUCGUGAAACUGUGACUGUCACCCAGCCCAAACAAAAAAGCGGCCCUCGAGGCCACAGGGUUAUGCAACUUUCUGUGUGUGUCAUGACAGCGUCACUGCUUUUGAACUCGGUAACUCUUUGUUUCAGUAAAAUGCCUCAAGAGUCCACGAAGCUCCCGUUGUUGGGCUUGCAGAGGUAUUAUUUUUUUGGCCUUAGAAUCUGCAGAAAUUAGGAGGUCCUAACCCUGGUGCAGCAGCCCUGGCUCUGGAUUGUGUUUGCCUUAGCAAAUAUGUUUAUACAGAUGAAUAUAAAGAUUUGGCAUUUUGCUUUUUAUUUUUUCCUCCCUUCUCGCCAAAAAAAAAAAAAAAGCUACUUCUUCAUUCAGUGGUACGAUUAUUUUUUUUAACUAAAAUAAGAUAAAAUUCUAUAUUCCU